Molecule: messenger RNA, 1578 nt
Organism: Cherax quadricarinatus
Lineage: Eukaryota; Metazoa; Arthropoda; Malacostraca; Decapoda; Parastacidae
Source: RefSeq, a predicted model, not a curated record
UGUUUAUAUGGUGAUAAUAAUGUGUGUGUGGCGGCGGUGUUGCAGGUGUUGUUAAUAUGGUUAUUACAGGUGUUUGUCAGGUGUAAGGUCUGGGUUGGGUACGAGAGCUAGACGAAGAUGUCAAAGAGAGCUCUGGAUGACGGGGGCUCUAGCUCUGCACCCCCGGCCAAGAACCUCAAGGUUCAGUUCGAACCCAUCCAGCUGGGCUCUAUUUCCACCCUCGACGAGAUGGAUAUGAAAACCCUGCGUUUCCAGAACCACAAGUUGUAUCAGAGACUAGAGCAGAGGAAGAGGAUAGAGGAUGAGUUAAGGAGUCGUAUAGAGCAACUGGAGAAGCGUCAGACACAGAGUGAUGACGUACUCACCGUCAUCAACCGUUACUGGAACCAAUUCAAUGAGGACAUAAGACUCAUGUUGCAGCGCUUCGACGCAGAGACGGCCGAUGAGUCAGAAACACGAAACGAGAGUGAGGCAACUACCUCGUUCCUGACGCAGUUGUCCACCUGGGACCGGGAGGAGCUGGACGAGAAGUUGGUGAACCGUGUGCAGGUGUCGAAGCGAGCUGUCGCCAAGAUCGUACAAGCCUUCGACCGCUUGCACCAACGCAACGAGAAAGUUGCCCGGGCCCUCAAGGGUGAAGGGCUUGAAGUUGAGACACCUCCAGUGCUGGAAGAGAGUGUGAGAGAACUCAACUCUGAACUUCAGACUGAGAACAAGAACCUUCAUGCUCAGAACCUCUCCUUCCAUGAGAAGCAUCACCUUAUGUGUCUCAAGGUAGCGGAGCUGGAGGAGAAGCUCCAGGCUAUGGACACGGAGAAGGCAGAGAUGCAGAACCGCAUCGAGGACAUGGAGUACGACCUGAACAAGACACGUUCACGGUGUGAGAAGGUGGAGAGUCACUUGGCGGACACUUGCCAGAAGUUGAAAGCCAUCCAGGAUGAGUGUGGCCUCAACUCCAGCGGCAAUGUCAAGGCCGGAGACGUUCUCCCUGGCGGUGGAGGUGGAGGCAGCGGAGGCAAGAUUACUUCCACCAUCUCCUCCAAGAAAAUGGAAGAGGUGAACAGCGAGCUUGAAGAGCAGAGAGAACUGAGUGCCAAGCGACUGGAUGAGCUGGAGAAGAAGACCAACGAACACAAGGAGGCGCUCAAGGAAGUCGAGAGACUCAAGAUGGAUAGUGAGGAAUUGACCAUCCAGAAGAAGUUACGAGCAGAAGUAAUUCAACUGGAGGACAUGCAGGCCCAGGUACGCAAGGAGUACGAGAUGUUGAGGAUCGAGUUCGAACAGAACCUUGCCGCUAACGAGCAGACAGGACCCAUCAACCGAGAGAUGAGGCACCUCAUUACCUCCUUACAGAACCACAUCACUCAACUCAAGGGUGAGAUUCAUCGCUACAAACGCAAGUACAAGGAAGCUGCAACUGAUAACAGCAAGUUCAAACGAGAAAUAGAAGAACUCAACCAGAAGCUGGCAGUGAGACAACGUAGCGCCAGUGUCAGCGAACGUCAGGACAGUGUCAGCAGUGACAGAGGUGAAGGAGGGAAGGAACCGGUAAGUCUGUGUUGAUAUUAGUAAGCUGUA